AUGUUCAAAUAUAUUUUUGGGAAAGGGGUAACUAACCUACAAUCAUCUUCUGUUGUAUCACAGAGAGGUAUAGCCAAUAUACCCCAUUUUGAACGACAUAUCAGAUUUGAUCCAAAGGAAGGGAGAAAACGUCCAGCACAAGAUGUUUUAGACAGGUUCAAACGUUUGAACAAUGGCAUGUGGAUUCAUGCUCACGCUGGAAAGAAUAAACUACGAUACAUGAAGGACGAAACUUGGCAGAAAACGAGUAUGUACAUGGAGACAUGCACGAAGGCGCAAUGCGAAAUGCUGGAUAAGAUGAUGACACCAUUUUGGUUGAGACCGAAGCAUUAUCCUAAUGAUCCCUAUAAGUCAUACCAUGUUCGUCAUGGAAUUUCCUCACCAAGAGUAGACGACAAAGGAAAUUUCCUCAGAGAGAGAAAGAAGGUGUUGUUAGACGAUACUACUUCAGAUAAAUAUUUCAGUGAUAGGUGA
Molecule: messenger RNA, 474 nt
Organism: Auanema sp. JU1783
Lineage: Eukaryota; Metazoa; Nematoda; Chromadorea; Rhabditida; Rhabditidae
Source: the annotation of a GenBank genome assembly